AACGUUCAGCUUUCUCAACCUAGCUUAGUUGCGGCGAUUGGGCAAGAAGGGAGAAACGUCAGUUAGAAGAAGCGAGACAGGGACAACCACCCCCGGCAGUUGUUGCCAACCGCCCUGGCUGCCUUGCGGAUUGGAUCCGACGGCCGUACAGAGCCCGCCUCCCCUAGCCGACCAUUGGCUGUCAGAGCGGCGGCCGGUGAAGAGGGUCCUAAAUAUUGCCAGGGCGGGGGAGAAAGCGAGGCUGUUCAACGGCAGCAGGAUAGAAGAAAGAAAGUCUUUGGUUUCAGAUGGACAUUUUCCUGUGAGAUUGGCAGUUGGUUGAUUUCCAUAUUUAGUUAUGCUUUAGGAAGGUGAUCUGGGCAUUUUUUCAGGCAGGGCUUUAGAGAUUCCAAUUCAAGGUUUUGAGCUGUGCGAGGAAUUUAGAACAGUAAUGGCUGCUGAAUCUCCCCGCCGUCCAAGCCGAUGUACCGGAGGUGUGAUAGUCCGACCGCAGGCUGUUACGGAGCAGUCCUACAUGGAAAGUGUUGUCACAUUUCUGCAAGAUGUCGUACCGCAGGCUUAUAGCAGUACAACUCCAACAGAAGAAAAAGAGAAAAUUGUAUGGAUCAGAUUUGAAAAUUCUGACUUGAAUGACACGUUAAGGAAUGUGGAGCUGCAUGAGAUGCACAGCACUGGGAACGAACCUCCUCUUUUGCUCAUGAUUGGCUACAGCGAUGGGAUACAGAUAUGGAGCAUACCUAUUAGUGGUGAAGCGCAAGAACUUUACUCUGUCCGACAUGGUCCUGUCCGAGCAGCCCGGGUUCUGCCAUCCCCACAGAUCCAUCGCGAGAAGAGUGAUAACUUUGCUGAGAAGAGACCUCUCCUUGCUGUGUGCAAAAGCAUCGGAUCUUCUGGGACCAGCCCUCCUUAUUGCUGUGUUGAUCUCCAUUCUUUGAGAACAGGGGAAGUAGUCAAAUCCGUGCAGUUCAAAACACCUAUUUAUGAUCUGCACUGCAACAGAAGGAUUCUCGUUGUUGUCUUGCAAGAGAAGAUUGCUGCCUUCGACAGCUGCACUUUUACUAAAAAAUUCUUUGUCACAAGUUGCUAUCCUUGUCCAGGGCCAAAUAUGAACCCCAUAGCUCUAGGAAGUCGGUGGCUGGCCUAUGCGGAAAACAAGCUGAUUCGUUGCCAUCAGUCCCGGGGCGGAGCUUGUGGCGAUAACAUUCAGUCCUACACAGCCACAGUCAUCAGCGCAGCCAAAACCAUCAAAACUGGGCUCACCAUGGUUGGAAAAGUGGUAACGCAGCUGACGGGCACAUCGCCAUCUGGAGUGGCAGAAGAAGAAAUCUUGGCACACACCAAUAGCCGACGCAGCCCUUUGGUUCCUGGAAUUGUCACGGUUAUUGAUACUGAGAUGGUCGGAGAAGGACAGGUGCUGGUGAGCGAGGACUCCGAUAGUGACGGCAUCGUAGCUCACUUCCCAGCCCACGAGAAGCCCAUUUGCUGCAUGGCUUUCAACCCCAGCGGCAUGCUCCUGGUCACAGCAGACACCCUGGGCCACGAUUUCCACAUCUUCCAAAUCCUCACCCACCCCUGGUCGUCUUCUCAAAGCGCCGUCCAUCAUUUGUACACGUUACACCGCGGGGAGACCGAAGCCAAAGUGCAAGACAUCGCCUUCAGCCACGACUGCCGGUGGGUGGCGGUCAGCACCCUCCGAGGCACCUCCCACGUCUUCCCCAUCAACCCUUACGGCGGGCAGCCCUGCGUACGGACUCACCUCUCACCCCGGGUCGUAAACCGUAUGAGCCGCUUCCAGAAGAGCGCGGGGCUGGAGGAGAUCGAACAAGAGCUGACCACCAAACAAGGAGGGCGCUGCAGUCCGGUGCCGGGCCUUUCCAGCAGCCCAUCUGGUUCCCCUCUCCAUGGUAAAUUGAACAGUCAGGAUUCUUAUAACAAUUUUACCAACAAUAAUCCGGGAAACCCUCGCCUCUCCCCUCUUCCAAGUCUGACUGUGAUGGUACCUCUGGCCCAGAUCAAGCAACCCAUGACCCUCGGCACCAUCACCAAACGGACAGGCAAAAGCAAACCGGCUCCACAAAUUUCACCCAGCAAAUCUGUCGGAGGAGAAUUCUGCGUCGCUGCGGCCUUCGGCUCAUCCCGCUCGUGGUUUGCAAGCAAUCCCGCUCUUAAACGAGACAAAGAUCAAUCCAAGCAGUUCGUUGUCGAGUCCUUGUACAUCAUCAGCUGCUAUGGGACUUUGGUGGAGCACGUCCUGGAACCCCGACCUCUCAGCACCACCUCUAAGAUCAGCGAUGACACCCCACUGGAAAUGAUGACCUGCCCACGGGCUAGCUGGACCCUCGUCAGAACUCCCCAGUGGAAUGAACUGCAGCCGCCUUUUAACUUGAAUCACCCUCUGCUCCUAGCCGCAGAUUCCGUGCAGUGCUACCAGUAUCUCCUCCUUGGCUUAGUUCCGCUGGGAAGCCCAGGACCGAUCACCCGCCAUGAAUCCUACGACAGCUUAGCUUCCGAUCACAGCGGACAAGAAGACGAGGAGUGGCUCUCUCAGGUGGAAAUUGUGACUCACACCGGACCUCACCGCCGCCUCUGGAUGGGCCCGCAGUUCCAGUUCAAGACUAUUCACCCUUCGGGCCAGACCAUUGUGAUUUCUUCCAGUUCUUCUGUGCUUCAGUCCCACGGGCCCAGCGACACCCCACAGCCUCUCCUGGAUUUCGACACCGAUGAUUUGGAUUUGGACAGUCUCAGAAUCCAGCCUGUCCGUUCUGAGCCUGUUAGCAUGCCCGGGUCAUCGCGCCCAACUUCUGAUCUACAAGGAGGGUCUUCAGGAACUGAUGCUACCUCAGGGACCUUUGACCGGAGCAUGACUCUUCUGGAAGUUUGCGGAAGCUGGCCUGAGAGCUUUGGCCUGCGUCACCUCUCUUCCCUGGAGCAGACGGACGAGGGUCUUCGGGAAAGACUGGCUGAUGCCAUGUCCGAGUCGCCCAGCCGGGAUGUAGCGGCAUCUGGAACAGAGCUCCAGCGAGAAGGAAGCAUCGAAACCUUGAGUAACAGCUCGGAGUCUACUAACGAGAGCAUCCCACGAACCUUUGAUGGUUUCCGGUCCCCUCUGCCCACCGAAAGUCAGCCUUUGAGUCUCUUUCCGACGGGUUUCCCAUAAACCACGUUCCCGGUGGGAGAGGACAACUCCAACUCAGACUGGCCAACCAACCAACCAACCUUCUCCAGAAGUUCUUGAUGUCCAUCCAACUCCCAAAAACCCACGGAUGCCGCAUCUGCUUUUCGCCGUUCCGAGACAUCGAUGAACAAAACGCUGCGUUUGCUCAGUUGUGCAAUAGGAAACGGGGGGGAGAUUCCUCGCUCAACGUUUCUCCUCCCGACCUUUAAAAUCAGAAGCGGCGGGUUUUUGUUUUUUUCAAGAAGCGUUUUUAAAGCGCCUUCUCCAAAGCGGUUGUCCCUUCGGUCUCCCCGCCGCUCCAUUGCCUCCGCGUCAAACUGAGAUUCGGAGUCUGAAACCCACUUCAUCGCUUAACUGUUCCUGUCAGGCUUAAAAUCGAGGUCUUUCUCUGGUGUGUUUGGAAAACGGGUCCCUGACUUCAGAGUUGUUGGCAUCGUUGCAUCAACGGUUGGACUAAGCGCCAUCGAGGGCUCCUUGGUGCUCUCUGAGCUUGGUUGGGUUUCUUUGCAGACGUGUUCUGACCCAGAUCCCCAGAUCCCCAAAUACGACAAACCGUCUGUAGUUGAAGCAAUGAUUCUUUUAUUAGGAGCGCCAGUAGCCCCGGCAGAAAGUUUCUCUCUCACCGCAGGCUAACAAGGCCAUUCAGCCGGAAGAUGAGUAGUUGUCUGCCACAUCUAUUCAUCUCCGUCCCCUGCCUUUUAUCCCCAGAGCUAGGGUGGGGCUUUGUUAGCAGCAAUGGCUCUUCUGUCCCGAGGACCGGCCCAUAGAUUUCCACUGCUCUCCUCUCCUCUGCCUUCUGAGCAUCCGCACGUCAGGCACUGGACCCAGCUGUUCCUCCUCGUACUCAUCAGCCAUCCCCAGACCUGGGGGCUGUUGACUCUCCGAGGACUGACGGAUGGCCCAGGCUCCGCCUAUGUCUCCCUCUCUCUCUCUCUCUCCCUCUCCCUCCCUCUCUCUCUCUCUGCCAGCUCCACUUCCUCUUUUCCCUGUUGCUGACUGAUUCCCACACCUCCUCCACCUCCUCCUCUGAUUUGGCUGCUGGAGGGGCCGGCAGCCGACAGCCCACAACAAGACGUUUCAUUACCAAACCAGGCAAUGUCAUCCGUGCUAUAACCUAAUGAGAGCCAAUCCUACUCCCUUCUAGCAUGGAUGACGUUCCCUGGUUUGGUAAUGAAACAUCUGCAAGAAAACCACCUAACUCAAAGGGCACCAAGGACAACACCACUGCCCAGUUCAACCCUGAGCUACAAAUAUUCUCUUUUUACCGCAAAACAAAACACCAUUGAGAACUAAAUUCAAACAGAACGUGGGUUAAUUUGCAGGCGUGUUAGCUGGGUUCUUUGGAUCAACCUUGGAUUUGACAACUCCGUAAUUUGUUCCCCGUUAUCAAAAGCCAGGUAUAUUACAUGCAAAGGAGUUCUUUACAAUUAUUUUAAUUUUAAUUUUUUUUUCCUCGUUUUUUUUUUUCCUGGGAAGGAUAACCUUUGCGUUCCCCCCCCCACUUUUUUUCUUUUAGAAAUAGACUUGGGUUCCAUAUAAUUCAAAACUGUACAUUUCUUUCAUUCGGGGAUUAUGUUGUUGUUCCUUGGAACGCCAGAUGUCUGCGUAAAAAUGCAUGUGAACUUGAAUAAAUUGCUA
Molecule: messenger RNA, 4813 nt
Organism: Ahaetulla prasina
Lineage: Eukaryota; Metazoa; Chordata; Lepidosauria; Squamata; Colubridae
Gene: BCAS3
Product: BCAS3 microtubule associated cell migration factor
Exons: 26
Coding region: 431-3157 (908 amino acids)
Biological process (GO): response to starvation; autophagy
Cellular component (GO): cytoplasm
Molecular function (GO): protein binding
Source: RefSeq, a predicted model, not a curated record